UCAUCAAAACUGGAGGGACAAAAGGCAACCUGCACCAGGGAGAAACCGUGGAAAUGUGGGGACUGUGGGAAGGGAUUCAAAGCCCCAUCAGAGCUGGAGAUUCAUCGACGCAGCCACACUGGGGAGAGGCCGUUCACCUGCCCUGAUUGUGGGAAGGGAUUCACUCAGUUAUCCAACCUGCUGACACACCAGAGAGUUCACACUGGGGAGAGGCCGUUCAUCUGCUCUGAUUGUGGGAAGGGAUUCACUCAGUUAUCCAACCUGCUGACACACCAGAGAAUUCACACUGGGGAGAGGCUGUUCACCUGCUCUGAGUGCGGGAAAGGAUUCACUGAUUCAUCCCGUCUUGUAACACACAGACGGAUUCACACUGGGGAGAGACCCUUCACCUGCUCUAAGUGUGAAAAGGGAUUCGGGGAUUCAUCCAGCCUCCGGAGACACCAGCGAGUUCACACUGGGGAGAGGCCAUUCACCUGCUCUGUGUGUGGGAAGGGAUUCACUCGGUCAUCCCACCUGCUGACGCAUCAACGAGUUCACACUGGAUGGAAGAAUGAAGUGGGUAUGUGGACACGGUUUAUGUCCCUACCAAGGAGGAAACAAGAUUUGGACUUGGCAUUGUCACUUCCUAACAAAAGUAAAAUGAGAAGCAAAGUAUUUUGUGAGCUGGAUGCCUGUCAGUUGGAGACUGAUGAAGGUUUGGAUCUCCUAUUCGGGCUCAUUGAAGAGAUUUACAAGAAGGAUGAUCGAUUGGAUGACUAUAAAGCAUAG
This is a messenger RNA of Carcharodon carcharias (great white shark), 768 nucleotides long. RefSeq names its product gastrula zinc finger protein XlCGF49.1-like. The record is from RefSeq and is a predicted model, not a curated record. Gene Ontology annotation, biological process: regulation of transcription by RNA polymerase II; central nervous system development. Gene Ontology annotation, cellular component: nucleus. The transcript is spliced from 2 exons. Gene Ontology annotation, molecular function: DNA-binding transcription factor activity, RNA polymerase II-specific; RNA polymerase II cis-regulatory region sequence-specific DNA binding. Lineage: Eukaryota; Metazoa; Chordata; Chondrichthyes; Lamniformes; Lamnidae. The annotation marks the transcript as partial.